Messenger RNA from Heterocephalus glaber (naked mole-rat), 1687 nucleotides. RefSeq names its product transmembrane protein 9 (gene Tmem9). The record is from RefSeq and is a predicted model, not a curated record. Gene Ontology annotation, cellular component: lysosomal membrane. NCBI's taxonomy places the organism in Eukaryota, Metazoa, Chordata, Mammalia, Rodentia, Bathyergidae.
GGACGACGCUUUGGGGAGGGGUGCGGGGGCAGAAGGGAUAUCGGGGUUCCCGCCCAGGCCCCACGUCCCUGGGAGAGGGUGCCGGAGGCCUUUGUUGUCGGAUUAGGGACCCCAGACCCUGCACCUGGCGUUUCUGUUGGGCUGGAGCGGGGAGGAGCUGCCAGGCUGCGGAGGCGGAGAUGGCGGAGGACGGUGGGAAUCGCCGCGAGGGUGUCUGGUCUUACUAGCCUAGCAAGCCUGAUAAGCAUGAAGCUCCUAUCUCUGGUGGCUGUUGCCGGGUGCUUGCUGGUGCCCCCAGCUCAAGCCUACAAGGUGAGGGAGAGUUCCGAAGAUAUCCGGUGCAAAUGCAUCUGUCCACCUUAUAGAAACAUCAGCGGGCACAUUUACAACCAGAAUGUGUCCCAGAAGGACUGCAACUGCCUGCACGUGGUGGAGCCCAUGCCGGUGCCCGGCCACGACGUGGAGGCCUACUGCCUGCUGUGCGAGUGCAGGUACGAGGAGCGCAGCACCGCCACCAUCAAGGUCAUCAUCGUCAUCUACUUGUCCGUGGUGGGGGCCCUCUUGCUCUAUAUGGCCUUCCUGAUGCUGGUGGACCCUCUCAUUCGAAAGCCAGAUGCUUACACUGAACAGCUGCAUAAUGAGGAAGAGAAUGAGGACGCACGCUCCAUGGCAGCCACUGCCUCGUCUCUUGGUGGACCCCGAGCCAACACCGUCCUGGAGCGAGUGGAAGGUGCUCAGCAGCGGUGGAAGCUGCAGGUGCAGGAGCAGCGCAAGACAGUCUUCGACCGGCACAAGAUGCUCAGCUAGAUGGGCUUUCACGGGUAGACCAGGAACCUGGGCCAUGGCUGCCGCCUGCAGGGCUGGCCAGAGCCAGGGGCCAUGUCUCCUCUACACUCCAUAACUGUCUUCCCUGGGUCUUCCCUUGAAAAGCCCGGGGCAUUUUCCCUUCUUCUCCUUCUCUAUAGAAAUGUUGUACUUGGCUGUUUUAAUUAGGGAGUAUGACAGGGUGUCAGAUCUCCCUUGUCUCCUUAGGUCUGCGGGGUAGAGGAGAGGGGGAAGGCAGGCCAAAGAGGAAUGGAGACAUCAACGGUGGCCUCAGGCUUGGAUGGAAUUGGUCUCUCCUUGCUCUACCUUUGUCACCCCUUUCAGCUCCACCUCUUGGGGAUUUUUUUACCCCUUGGAAGAUGGAGCUGGGUCAUCAGAAUCUCAGUGUUUUGGAGGAAUGCAUGACCUGGCAUUCGGCACGGGCUUCUGUCUGCUGUGGUUCUGAGCCUCCUCCUGGUCCCAAUACCUUGGCCCCAGUGUGGCCAGGCUCCAGCCCUCAGGAACAGUGCCGAUGUGACCCUGUGGUGGUUCUCAGGGUACCUGGGAGCUUGGCUCUUCUCCCUGGGCUCCUCAUCCACCCAUGCAUGGCAGUGCCUGGGCACUCCUGCUUCCUGCGCUGCCUGUCCUCUCAUUCCACCUUGGGAAGCUGGCCAGGUCCUCUCCUCUCCCAGUGUCUGCAGUUGCUGAGCCAGGAAGUUGGGUGGACCACGCGACAUAGGCUGAGCAGUGGACCGGAACACCACAGCUCCUGUCCCAGACCACCACAUGUCCCUCAGUGUCACUGUACCUGUGCAUGGAUAUAAAUGUCCUUCUGUUGUCUGUAAAUCAAGGAAGCCAUCAUUAAAUUGUUCUAUUUCUCUCA